AUGUACCUGGAACUCACAAACCAGACCACCCAACCUGCCACCUAUGAAUUCGUCUUCCAGGCUUUCUCCACCAUUCCUGAGAUGCAGCAUCUCCUGUUCCUAUUCUUCCUUCUGCUCUAUCUCACAAUCCUCUUUGGAAAUGUCACCAUCAUUUGGGUUGUCUGCACUGACCACACACUGCACAUCCCCAUGUACUUCUUCCUGGGCAACCUCUCUUUUCUCGAGAUUUGCUACACCACAGUAGUAGUACCUCAGAUGCUGGCCAGCACUUUAGAUAUUCAUAGAACGAUUCCCUUGGCAAACUGUGGGACUCAGAUGUUCUUCUUUGUGGCGCUAGGCAGCACUGACUGUUUCCUAUUGGCUGUCAUGGCUUAUGACCGUUAUGUAGCCAUCUGUCACCCCCUUCGCUACACCCUCAUCAUGACUUGGCAGGGCUGCAUGCGGCUGGUUGUUGGUUCCCUGCUUCUUGGCCUUGUGCUGUCACUGGAGCUGACGGUGCCGAUCUUCACCUUGCCUUUCUGUGGUCACCAGCCCCAGAUCAACCAUUUCCUUUGCGACGUGCCCCCUGUGUUGCGUCUGGCUUGUGCUGACACCCAUCUCCACCAGACGGUGCUUUUCAGCGUCGGGGUCAUGGUCCUGACCAUUCCCUUCCUUCUGAUAUGCACCUCCUACGUCUACAUUGUGGCCGCCAUCCUGCGGAUCCGCUCCACGUCUGGGCGCCACCAGGCCUUCUCCACCUGCUCCUCCCACUUGACGAUUGUGACCCUACAGUACGGCUGCUGCAGUCUUGUCUACCUGCGGCCCAAGUCAAGUUCUUCAGAGGACGAGGACCGGCAAAUCGCUCUUAUAUACGCCUUUGUCACUCCACUGCUGAAUCCGCUCAUCUACAGCCUGCGGAACAAGGAUGUCAAGCAGGCCCUCAAGAAGGCCUUGAGGAGGACGGCUGAACCUCAGGCCUCCUUUCCAAAUUAA
Messenger RNA from Varanus komodoensis (Komodo dragon), 972 nucleotides. Its product is annotated as olfactory receptor 10Q1-like. The transcript has a single exon. The record is from RefSeq and is a predicted model, not a curated record. Gene Ontology annotation, biological process: G protein-coupled receptor signaling pathway. Gene Ontology annotation, molecular function: olfactory receptor activity; G protein-coupled receptor activity. NCBI's taxonomy places the organism in Eukaryota, Metazoa, Chordata, Lepidosauria, Squamata, Varanidae. Bases 1 to 972 code for a protein of 323 amino acids. Gene Ontology annotation, cellular component: membrane.